AUGGACACGGCGGCCGUAAGUCAAACUUGCCUUGUCACCGGCCCCUACGAUAUUGUCGACACGAGCGACGACGAGUCCGAGACAACCCCGGACGCGCUGGCUGACGCUCCACGUGUUUCUGGUGUGAAUGGGCUCAGCGGAAGUGUUCAAGUCAAAAUCCUUGAGGCCUCUGAUGAUGGCUCACUUGACGGCAGUGAAGACGACGAGGAAUGGGAUAUCGAAUCUGUUUUCGAAGAGACUCUCGGCGAGAUAGACGACCAAUAUCUCUUCCAGGGUGACCCAAAUGCAUGCACCUACGAUGAGGCUAUUCAAUAUCGAAAUGACCUCCGCACUUUUGGUCCCGAGGAGUUUUGCUCAAGGACUAUUGAAGCAGGAACUAUCACCGCAAAGAAGUUAUUGACCGCAUUUAAUCUUCGGCCUCCUCCGGACAUGGAGGGAUCACCUGACGACGCCUAUUAUCAACUCCUGAGCGUUGGUAUAAGCCGGGAGCUAUCUAAAAGAAUCAAGCUUCCUCAGUACAAUACCAUCGACGACGCGGUUGAUCUCCUAAAGCAGUCGCGCAAUAUCAUCGUCCUCACCGGUGCUGGUAUCUCCACUUCCCUUGGCAUCCCUGACUUCCGAUCUAAAGAUAUUGGUCUUUACUCAAAGCUACAGCAUCUUGGUCUUAGCGAUCCUCAGGAAGUCUUUGAUAUAAGCCUGUUCAGAGAGGAUCCUACCUAUUUUUACUCUGUCGCGAAGGAUAUUAUCCCCGAAGGCGACCGAUUCACCCCGACUCACAAAUUCAUCCACAUGCUCCAGCAAAAGGGAAAGCUUCUUACAAAUUACACUCAAAAUAUCGACAAUCUCGAGAAUAUUGCCGGCAUCUUACCCGAAAAGCUGAUCCAAUGCCAUGGAUCUUUCGCCACCGCUUCAUGCAUUCAAUGCAAAUACCAAGUCGACGGCACCGUAAUUUUCCCCGACAUCAGAGCCAACCGUAUCCCGCGCUGCGAUAAAUGCAUCGCACUCUUACGCGCUCAAAAGGGCGCCAAUGGCAUGAAGCGCAAGCGCUCUGCUAAUGGCCAAGACAAGAAGCGCCGUCGAUUCGACAGCAACAGUGAUUCGGAAGAAGAGGAAGAUUAUGACAUCCCCGAAGCGGGUGUAAUGAAGCCCGACAUUACUUUUUUCGGCGAGCCGCUCCCAACCCGCUUCUCCGAGCGCCUUACAACCCACGAUAAGGACCUCGUUGACCUCGUCAUUGUCAUGGGCACGUCGUUGAAAGUUGCGCCUGUCUCGGACGUCGUGCCGUAUCUCCCUUCUAAUAUCCCACAGAUCUACAUCUCCCGCGACCCAGUCUCGCACGUCAAUUUCGACAUCGAUCUACUGGGCGAUUGCGAUAUCGUGGUAGCAGAACUGUGUCGACGCGCAGGCUGGGAGCUUAAUCACGAGAUGGUGCCCAAGGAUCAGAAGGCGGAUAUCAAGCUACAGGAUGGCUUUACGUCUCGAUACCGCUUCUCUGUUGAAAAUUGA
Molecule: messenger RNA, 1506 nt
Organism: Lachnellula hyalina
Lineage: Eukaryota; Fungi; Ascomycota; Leotiomycetes; Helotiales; Lachnaceae
Product: NAD-dependent protein deacetylase
Exons: 2
Coding region: 1-1506 (501 amino acids)
Molecular function (GO): NAD+ binding
Source: RefSeq, a predicted model, not a curated record